AACGAGAAUGACUUCAAAUGUGAAAUGUCAAAUAAGUGAAUAAAUCAUAUACUGUUGCUCAUAUUGCCCCUCAUAUGAAGAUGACUAGUAGAUGAAUUUUUGAAAAUGAUUCAAUACAUAACAGAAUAGAAUAAUGGGGACGAUGAAGAAAUUAGCAAGAAAGUUCAACAAAUCCCUCCGAAAUUCAAACGACGAUGAUCUCUCUCUUCCCACCGUCGACGAAGAUCGCCCAAUCGAUACUCAAGAGCAAGAAGAAUUGGUUCGAUCCCUUGAAAAAUUACACUCCCAACAAAGCAGAUUAUGGAGGAGUGUAUUUGCUGUAUUGAUGUCGUGUUACAUAGCAUUUCUUCUGUUCUCCAUAUUCAAUCAGGUUGCUCAUCCUUGGGACUUGCGCUACCAUGCUUACUUCAUGGAGGACAUUGGUUCACGGCUUAUCAUACUUUGUGAUUGGCUAGCAGUUAUCGCGUGUACAACAGCCAUUCUAGGGCUUAUGAAGAGUUCAGAACGCCACAGACAGUGGAUUUGGUACGCUGUCUUUGGUGGGAUACUACUUGCUGUCUUCUGGCUCUAUUAUAUGCUUAAUUCAUUUAUGUACUGUAGAUUGCCAAAAUUUCGGUGGGAUGUCAUUUGGCUUCCAUUUGGUCCUUUAAGUGGAGCUGGAAUUUGCCUUUAUGUGGACCAUCUUCUUCAUGAAUCGUCUGAAGAAGUUCGAAAGCUUAGAAGCUACAUGUAUGCUUACAAAGCAAGCUAAAUUCCUCUUUAUCAUGACUUUCUCCUUGAUCCCCUGAGUUGUGUUGAACUGAUCUGGGGCUCUUAAUCAGAAAGAUGUUAAUUUUGAAGCCUACUUAUCGAGAGAAGGCUAGGAUUUUUGUGAGGGCAGGGGGUGUAGCUUUUUUUUUUUUUUUUUUUUUUCUUUCUUUUUUUUAAAUUGCUCAUCUGCAUGUAGUUUUGUUGUUUGUUCACUUUGCUAUGAGUCAAAUGUAACAUACAGAUUGAAGAGUUGCAAGCUGAUUUUUUUUUGCCAGCUUUUCCUCUCUUUCUUUACACUACCACAUUGUGCAUGGAUAGUUAUUUCAACAGCAUUUUUGCUAUCAGCGGCCUGGCUCUGUUCUUUUUUGGUACCAUUGGCUUGUUUUUUAAUGCAAUUGUUCUUGUCUGUUAAUUCUCA
Chenopodium quinoa (quinoa) is the source of this 1168-nucleotide messenger RNA. RefSeq lists its product as uncharacterized. The transcript has 7 exons. The coding region runs from base 134 to 751 and encodes 205 amino acids. The record is from RefSeq and is a predicted model, not a curated record. Lineage: Eukaryota; Viridiplantae; Streptophyta; Magnoliopsida; Caryophyllales; Amaranthaceae.